This is a messenger RNA of Rhinopithecus roxellana (golden snub-nosed monkey), 1247 nucleotides long. RefSeq names its product interleukin 17A (gene IL17A). Gene Ontology annotation, biological process: inflammatory response. Gene Ontology annotation, cellular component: extracellular region. Gene Ontology annotation, molecular function: cytokine activity. Bases 58 to 525 code for a protein of 155 amino acids. The record is from RefSeq and is a predicted model, not a curated record. The transcript has 3 exons. NCBI's taxonomy places the organism in Eukaryota, Metazoa, Chordata, Mammalia, Primates, Cercopithecidae.
GUCCAUCUCAUAGCAGGCACAAACUCAUCCAUCCCCAAUUGACUAGAAGAAGCAACAAUGACUCCUGGGAAGACCUCAUUGGUGUUACUGCUGCUGCUGCUGAGCCUGGAGGCCAUAGUGAAGGCAGGAAUAGCAAUCCCACAAAAUCCAGAAUGCCCAAAUUCUGAGGACAAGAACUUCCCCCGGACUGUGAUGGUCAACCUGAACAUCCACAACCGGAAUACCAAUACCAAUCUCAAAAGGUCCUCAGAUUACUACAACCGAUCCACCUCACCUUGGAAUCUCCACCGCAAUGAGGACCCUGAGAGAUAUCCCUCUGUGAUCUGGGAGGCAAAGUGCCGCCACUUGGGCUGCGUCAACGCUGAUGGGAACGUGGACUACCACAUGAACUCUGUCCCCAUCCAGCAAGAGAUCCUGGUCCUGCGCCGGGAUCCUCGGCACUGCCCCAACUCCUUCCGGCUGGAGAAGAUACUGGUGUCCGUGGGCUGCACCUGUGUCACCCCCAUUGUCCACCAUGUAGCCUAAGAGCUCUGGGGAGCCCACACUCCCCAAAGCAGUUAGGCUUUCUGGAGAGCUGGCUCAGCCCCUCAGGAACCCUCAUUCUUCAAAGACACAGCCCCAUUUCAGACUAAACUCAUUAGAGUUCUUAAGGCAGUUCGUCCAAAUGAAGCUUCAGAGGUAACUUGGCCAAGAGAUGAGAUCUGAAUUAUCUUUCCCUCUUUCCAAGAAGGAAUUUGCUUCUUGUUUACUUUUUUAAGGGCUUUAAGUUAUUUAUAUAUUUAAUAUGCCCUGAGAUAACUUUGGGGUAUAAGAUUCCAUUUUAAUGAAUUACGUACUUUAUUUUGUAUGUCUUUUUAAAGAAGACAAGAUUCUGGGCUUGGGAAUUUUAUUAUUUAAAAGGUAAAACCUAUAUUUAUUUGAGCUAUUUAAGGACCUAUUUAUGUUUAAGUAUUUAGAAAAACGUGAAAAAGUGCGAUUAUCAGUUCUGCCUAGGUAAAUGUGAGAUAGAAUUAAAUGGCAGUGGAAAAUUUCUGAGUCUUUACAACAUACGGAUAUAGUAUUUCCUCCUCUUUGUCUUUUAAAAGUUAUAACAUGGCUGAAAAGAAAGACUAAACCUACUUUCAUAUUUAUUAAUUUAAAUUUUGUAAUAUGUUGAGGUUUUACAAGAGAUACAGCAAGUCUAACUCUCUGUUCUGUUAAACCCUCAUAAUAAAAUCCUUCUGUAAUAAUAAAGUUUGGAAAGAAAA